Messenger RNA from Dioszegia hungarica, 1647 nucleotides. Its product is annotated as chaperonin Cpn60/TCP-1 family. Gene Ontology annotation, biological process: protein folding. NCBI's taxonomy places the organism in Eukaryota, Fungi, Basidiomycota, Tremellomycetes, Tremellales, Bulleribasidiaceae. Gene Ontology annotation, molecular function: ATP binding; ATP-dependent protein folding chaperone; ATP hydrolysis activity. The record is from RefSeq and is a predicted model, not a curated record. Bases 1 to 1647 code for a protein of 548 amino acids. The transcript has 15 exons. Gene Ontology annotation, cellular component: chaperonin-containing T-complex.
AUGUCAGUAGGACAGAUAGAUCCAGGAUCCGCAGUGUAUGCGCAGGACGAGAAUGGACGGCCGUUCAUCAUUGUCCGGGAACAGGGCAAGAAGGUCCGGACUCACGGCCUAGAAGCUAUCCGGAGUCACAUCCUGGCGGCCCGUGCAGUGACCAACAUCAUCAAGUCUUCUCUCGGACCCCGAGGCCUCGACAAGAUCCUCAUUUCCCCAGACGGAGAUAUCACCGUGACGAAUGACGGCGCGACGAUCCUGGGGCAGAUGGAGGUGGAGCAUCAGAUUGCGAAGCUGUUGGUGGAGGUCAGUAAGAGCCAAGAUGAUGAGAUUGGGGAUGGGACGACGGGGGUCGUAGUCCUGGCCGGCGCACUCCUCUCCUCCGCCCUGACUUUGCUCGACCGCGGUAUCCACCCUAUUCGGAUAGCGGACGGGUACGAGAAGGCGUGCGAGGUGGCUAUCCAGGAGCUGGACCGCGUUGCUGACCGGAUCGAAUUCAGCAAGGACGACUUGAGCAAUCUCAUGAAGACCGCCAAGACGUCACUCGGCUCCAAGAUCGUGUCGAUAGCCCACGACAAAUUCGCACAAAUAGCAGUCGACGCCGUCCUGUCCGUCGCCGACCUCGCGCGCAAAGACGUCUCGUUCGACCUCAUCAAGGUCGACGGCAAAGUCGGCGGCGCCCUUGAAGACACGUCGCUCGUCAAGGGCGUCGUAGUCGACAAGGACAUGUCGCACCCCCAAAUGCCGAGUACCGUGCGGGAUGCGAAGAUUGCGAUUUUGACGUGUCCGUUUGAGCCGCCCAGGCCCAAGACGAAGCACAAGCUGGAUAUUGAGAGUGUGGAGGAGUACAAGAAGCUGAGGGAGUAUGAGAAGGAGAAGUUUUUGGAUAUGAUCAAGAAGGUCAAGGACACGGGGGCCAACCUUGUUAUCUGUCAAUGGGGCUUUGACGACGAGGCGAACCAUCUUCUCAUGCAGAAUGAUCUCCCCGCUGUUCGAUGGGUCGGCGGACCCGAGAUUGAGCUCAUCGCUAUCGCGACCAACGGCCGCAUCGUACCCCGGUUUGAAGACCUCACUGCCGACAAGCUCGGCCGGGCGGGUCUCGUACGCGAGAUGACAUUCGGAACGACGAGGGAUAAGAUGCUGGUCAUUGAGGAGUGCGCGAAUACGAGGGCGGUGACGAUCUUUGUGAGGGGGAGUAACAAGAUGAUUAUCGACGAGGCCAAGCGGGCGCUGCAUGAUGCGCUCUGCGUGGUCCGCAAUCUCGUGACGGAUAACAGGGUGGUAUAUGGAGGCGGAGCGGCAGAGAUCUGCGCGAGUAUCGCAGUGGCCAAGAAGGCUGAUGAGAUCCCAUCGAUAGAGCAAUACGCCAUGCGCGCAUUCGCUACCGCCCUCGAUGCCAUCCCGCUCGCGCUCGCCGAGAACUCUGGGCUGAGCCCGAUUGAUACCCUGGCGGACGUCAAGAGUCGGCAGGUUACCGAGGGGAACCCGAGAUUAGGGAUUGACUGUUUGGGCAAGGGAGAAAAUGACAUGCGGAGUCAGCACGUCUAUGAUCCGUUGAUCAGUAAACGCCAGCAAUUUUUGCUCGCUACGCAGGUGGUGAGGAUGAUCCUGAGGGUAGAUGAUGUGAUUGAUGCGUCGGCUUUCCAAGCUGAAUAG